UAAGAAAAUAACUAAUAAUACUACUAAUAAUAAAACAAAUUGUAAGAAAAUACCUUCUAUUACUAAUAAUAACUUAAUUGAUGGCUACCACUGCUCUCCAGCUCCUCGGCCUGUCUCUCUGCGUGAUUGGCUGGGUCGGGGAGAUCCUGACGUGCGUUCUCCCCAUGUGGCGCGUCACGGCCUUCAUCGGCAACAGCCUCGUGAUCACGGAGACCAUCUGGGAGGGGCUGUGGAUGAACUGCAUCGUGCAGACCGCCGGGCAGAUCCAAUGCAAAGUGUACGACUCCAUCCUGGCGCUCCCGUGGGAUCUCCAAGCCGUCCGCGCCCUCGCUGUCGUCUCGGUUCUGAUCGCCCUGCUCGCUCUCGCAGCCGGGGUCGUCGGGGCAAAGUGCACCAAGUGCUUGGAGGAAGGGCCGCUGAAGUCCGGUAUCAGUUUGGCAGCGGGGUCGCUGUUCUGCGCGGCGGGGUUCGUGUAUUUCAUCCCUGUGUGCUGGACCGCCAAUUCCAUCAUCAGAGAUUUCUAUAACCCCUUGGUACCAGACCCGCGUAAGCGGGAGCUGGGCCCGGCGCUUUUUUUGGGCUGGGGCGCGGCCGUGCUACUCGUCUUCGGGGGCGCGCUUCUGGUCAGCGGCUCCCGCUCUGCUUCGAAUCCUAAUUUCGACAGUGGGAGCCGGGAUAGCAGCCUGGGCAGGAGCGCGCCGACGCUGCCCGCGGAGAGGCUGAAGGGGUAUGUGUGAAUUCAACAUGAUAGGAAGAGGGAGUGGAGAGUUACAUUCAGCGACUGCAACAAAACAAAGAGAAAUAGCCAUCUGUGCACAGCAGGAAUACGGACGCACACGAUCGGGUAUUAAAACAGGGGCAGCAGUUUCUAUAUAACGUACAAAGUUUUAACCUCUUAAACACGAUCAGCUUCAGUCCUAGGCUGUAAAUUGAAUAGCAAACAUUAUUUAACUCCUUUAACUUGUCCUGAGAAAAUAUUCGGCAAACGGAAAUGUGUCUUCAUUUACAAAAAAAAAAAUAUGUUAACAUUAUUAUUAUUUAAUUAAUUAAUCAUUUAGCAGAUGCUUUUAUCCA
Polyodon spathula (Mississippi paddlefish) is the source of this 1074-nucleotide messenger RNA. Its product is annotated as claudin-4-like. Lineage: Eukaryota; Metazoa; Chordata; Actinopteri; Acipenseriformes; Polyodontidae. The record is from RefSeq and is a predicted model, not a curated record. Gene Ontology annotation, biological process: cell adhesion; bicellular tight junction assembly. Gene Ontology annotation, molecular function: structural molecule activity. The coding region runs from base 81 to 737 and encodes 218 amino acids. Gene Ontology annotation, cellular component: plasma membrane; bicellular tight junction. The transcript has a single exon.